Messenger RNA from Paramacrobiotus metropolitanus, 3081 nucleotides. RefSeq names its product DNA replication licensing factor mcm4-A-like. Bases 156 to 2846 code for a protein of 896 amino acids. Lineage: Eukaryota; Metazoa; Tardigrada; Eutardigrada; Parachela; Macrobiotidae. Gene Ontology annotation, cellular component: nucleus; MCM complex. Gene Ontology annotation, biological process: mitotic DNA replication initiation; double-strand break repair via break-induced replication; DNA strand elongation involved in DNA replication. The record is from RefSeq and is a predicted model, not a curated record. The transcript has 14 exons. Gene Ontology annotation, molecular function: ATP binding; single-stranded DNA binding; single-stranded DNA helicase activity.
CUAAAAACCGACUGAAAUGAAUACAUACAUACGAUGAAGAGUUCAGAAAACACUGGAGCAUUCUGAAUUUUUGAUCGAGUUAGAAACUAAGAAACCCGUUAUUUAACUUUGGAAUCAUCCCCUUCAGAUUCUGCCUUUUGGAUUGUAAUUAUUCAAUGGAUCACGACGGCAGUGUGCCCGCUAUCAACGGGAACGGGAUGGAUCAGGAUCCACAGAGUCCUCCGUCUGCCGGCAAUGGCAGCGCUGCAGAUAUCUCCUUCACGGGAGCUGGGGAUCCUGCUGAUCCCUCGAUGCUGCAGACACCCAAUCAGUCACUGAUUCUCGCUACGCAGGACAGCGGCUCAUCCGCUCUUCGCCCAUCACAGAACAUCACUCUCAAUGCAGCGAAAGGAAUGCAUCGUGAUGUGUUUAACAAAACCAGGAAUUCAUCGCACUCUGGUUCUCCCAAUCGGUCGCACCUGCCCACGCCUCACCGGGACAGGUACCCUCGCAGUCGCAGAGAGGAUUUCCUUUCACCCAUGCGAUACGGAGCGGGUCCCAAUGAAACUCUUCGAAGUGGCAGUGGCGCAGCCACCCCGAGCCGACGUGCUAUGCGUGCCGAACUGGGAAAUCCAAUGGAGCUUCCUCAUCAUCCAAACCGUACGAUUCCUGCAUUGGGCGAAGAACCGGAAUUGUACAUCUGGGGAACAAGUGUCAACAUCGGCGAAUGCAAGCAAGAAUUUCGCCGAUUUCUGGAAAACUUCCAUGCUGUUGAUGAUAGCGAUGAGGAUGCCGAAUUGACACCUGAACAGAAAGAGGCUGCAGCAGAAAAAGCCAACUUGCACUUACAGGAUGCUUAUUACAUUGACCGGCUGCAGAAGAUUUCUGUUAUGGAUACUCCUCAAAUGAACUUGAACUGUGCUCAUUUACGCGAUUUCAGUCCGAAGUUGUACAGCCAGCUGAUUUCUUACCCACAAGAAGUUAUUCCUAUGUUUGAUUUGGCGGCGACGGAGUUAUUUUUUGAAAAAUACCCGGAUGAUAAACUGUCCAGUCCGAUACAAGUGCGACCAUUUAACCUACACAAGGCAUCCGUUAUGCGUCUCCUGAAUCCAGAAGAUAUUGAUCGCUUGAUAUCCAUUAGCGGAAUGGUUAUCCGCACGAGCAAUAUUAUUCCCGAACUGCGAGAUGUUGUCUUCAUGUGUAGCAUCUGCGAUCACCGUCAGCGGGGAGAAAUUAUCAGAGGGAAAAUCAACGAGCCGACUGUUUGUCCAAAUUGCCAUUCCACCCACUCAUAUUCUGUGCAGCAUAAUCUAUCCCGAUAUUCAGAUGUGCAGAUAAUUAAGAUUCAAGAAUCUCAAGAGGAUAUGCCACCAGGGCAGACGCCACAUACAAUUUUGGUAUACGCUCAUGAUAAUCUGGUGGACACUGUGUAUGCUGGUGACCGAGUUGUCGUGACUGGCGUUUAUCGGGCUGUGCCGAUCCGGCCUAACCCUCGUCAGCAGGUCGUGCGGGCGGUUUAUAAAACCAACAUUGAUGUAGUGCAUUUCCAGCGUAAGGAUAAACGCCGACCAACGGAACGCGAAGAACGAGAAGGGCCCAGAUUAACGGACGAACGGGUCAAACAAAUAAUGUCGCUCGCCGAGAUGCCGGACAUUUAUGAGCGACUUUCUCGUGCCUUGGCUCCCAGUAUUUUUGGUUGCGACGAUAUUAAGAAAGGCGUACUGCUGCAGUUACUUGGAGGCCGGCAGAAAGAUUUUUCAAAUAUUGGACGCGGACGACCACGUUGCGAAAUCAAUAUUCUACUAUGCGGCGAUCCCGGCACCAGCAAAAGCCAAAUGCUACAGUAUGCACACAAAAUAGCACCGCGCGGCCAGUAUACUUCCGGAAAAGGAUCCAGUGCAGUGGGCCUGACUGCUUAUGUGACUCGAGAUCCGGACACCCGCCAGUUCGUUUUGCAAUCGGGUGCAUUGGUAUUGAGUGACAAUGGAGUUUGCUGCAUCGAUGAAUUCGAUAAAAUGAAUGAAAGCACACGUUCGGUUUUACACGAAGUGAUGGAACAGCAGACCCUUUCCGUCGCGAAGGCAGGGAUCAUCUGUCAGCUGAACGCCCGCACAUCAAUUUUGGCUGCGGCCAAUCCGGUUGAAUCACAGUGGAACAAAGAAAAAACCAUCAUCGAGAACAUCCAGCUGCCGCACACACUCUUGUCUCGCUUUGAUUUAAUUUUCUUGGUGCUGGAUCCCCAGGAUGAAAAGUACGACAGUGACCUUGCUCGACAUUUGGUCAAAAUCUACUGGGAAACGGAAGAAGAAGCGCAAAUUGAAGAACUGGAUACUGGGUUGCUUAAAGAUUAUAUUGCUUAUGCGCGAGAAAGGAUCCAACCGAAACUGGACGACGUUGCGGCCACCGUUCUGAUCGAUGCAUAUCGUGAUAUGCGACGAAUUGGCAAAGGUCGUGGCCAUAUUUCAGCUUAUCCCCGCCAGUUGGAAUCGCUGAUUCGUUUGGCUGAGGCAAGAGCUAAAGUGCGUUUGUCUGAUGUGGUGACGAAAGAAGACGUGGAUGAAGCAAUAAGGCUGCAUGAGACCGCAUUGCAGCAAGCAGCGACUGAUCCCAUUACCGGUAAGAUCGACAUAUCCAUUUUGGCGACCGGUAUAAGUGCGGCGGCCCGGCAGCGUCAAGCACAGCUGGCUUCGGCACUGCGUGAAUUUCUGCAAACGAAACUGGGUUCAGGCACGUAUCCACACAAGAGGGUGCUGGAAGACUUCCGAGGUUUCUCCAAAGCGGCCUUCACGAACGAACAGUUCGACGAUGCACUUCGCGCACUGGAUGACAUCGUAACUGUUUCAGGAAAAAGUAUUCGUAUUGCAUAAAUUCGCUCUGUCUCCAAUGUCUCUUUCCUUUUUGUGUGCUUAACGCUUCAUUCCUUUUGUGAAUUUCCUUAUUCUUUUGCGAUUUUAAUGGUGUGGUUUUUGAGUUUUAAAGUCCGUCGCGGUAUUGCUUGUUCAGUGUUUUAAGAAUCUUUUUCUUGUGUCAGAUUUGUUGAAUGCAGGUACGCGCUGACGUUUUUAUUAAUUUUUUUAAAAUUAAUCCCAUAAAUCACCAAUC